AUGCUACCACAAAUAAAUGAUGCAAGUAAUCAUAAUGUACCUUCACCGUUAUCCGUAUCCUCAUCAACAUCAUCAUCGAAUGGUGGAAUCAAAAUUCGAAUCAAACUAUCGGCCACUUCAUUAGCAAAACGACGAUCUCAACGACGUCGGAUGAACCCUCAACCACCUAUGCGAACGAGCUCGUUAACAACUACGAUUCUUCAUACCAACAGCCAUGUAAACAACCCUACAUUUGAUAGCAACAAUGACCAACAAAUUGAAAAAUAUUCUCCGAACAAUCUCGUUUUCACGACGACAUCAAAAGCAAAUACCAAAUCGUCAUACUGGACAGUGACUGACCGAGAGCCUGAAUGGUAUAAACUUGCAAUGCCUGCGAAUCUAUCGAUAUCGGAUACCAUCAAACAGAUGGCAUCAUACAGGAAAAUAUCGACAACAUCAGAGCGGAAUACAUCCAGAUCGAAUCAGAAUGAUCAAAUUGGUCAACCAAUAGAUACAACGCAAUUGAUUAUGAAGGCAGUCAUGCAUGAACUAGAUUAUGAUAUUGAUGAUAAUGAUUUGAAAUUUCUUCAUGAACUCAAUAGUCAACAAAAACGGCAAAUAACCGAAGAAGAAUUUGAAAAUGCAAUAAUCAUCUUAGAAUUCUCUACUGCUGAAAAGAUUCGUUCGUAUUUAAAGCAAAAAUCGUGUGAAAACGACGAUAUUGUCUGUGAUAUAUGUCUAUCGCCCGAUGCUGACGAUGGAAAUGAAAUGGUAUUCUGUGAACGUUGUAAUUGUUGUGUUCACCAGAAUUGUUAUGGGAUUCCACAUGUGCCGAGUGGCACAUGGCUCUGCCGGCCAUGUUCGAUUCUACGGCGGCCGUCUUGUAUACUUUGUUCCAAACUUGGCGGACCAAUGAAAUGUACCGCUAGUGGAACAAUCUGGUGUCAUUUGACAUGUGCACUUUGGUUACCUGAGCUGAAAUUUGUCGAUUAUGUAACCAUGGAACCAGUUUUACAUCUAGAUAAGAUAUCUCAUGCACGUUGGUCACUUCGUUGUGUCGUUUGUUCGACAUUAGACGGUGCAUGUGUGCAAUGUGCACAUAAAAAUUGUCGAACACCUUUUCAUGUAACUUGUGGCCUUGCCGCUGGUUAUUUUCUCGAUAUUCAACAAACAACUUCAAAAGAAUCAACAUCAAUGCGUUCACAAUUCAAUGCUUACUGUUUCAAACAUUCAGACGAAGCGCGAAAACGCUCCGAGCAAGACCCAUUGACAUAUUCCUCUCAAAAAAGUAUCGAAGAUGAUUCCUCCUGCUCAUCAUCCUCGUCGUCAUCAUCACCACCCUCGCUAACUCCUCUAACUGUCUAUCAACGUGACCAACUACGAACUGAACAAUGGAUCAACGAAUGUUACAAGAAAUUUUCGACAUUCAUCUCUUCGUCUUAUCUGCACGAAGAAUCUCCUCAGGAUUACGAUGAAAAUCUUUCGAAAAGAAUCUAUGAAUAUUGGAUUAAUAAGCGACAAUUCCAUCGAACAAUGCCGCUAAUCAAACGGAUUGACUUCGUUCUUGAACAGCGUGAAAAUGCCGAACUAUUGAUCGCCCAAAUCAAUACAUGUCUCAAAACGAGACAGACUAUACGUGACCUUCAAAAUCAAUGUAAAACAGUCUUAGAUUCCCAUCCAUCAUCAACAAUUCUCGCUCAACGUUUCGAAUCAUUAAAAAAAACUUUCUCAUCUUCAAGUCCUUCUCAUCGACAACGCUGUCGACGUCGUCACCGUCAAUCAUCAUCAACGUCAUCUACAUUUCAUGGUGAAAAUGACCAUGGAAACGUAAAUGAGUUGAAAGCAGUUAAACGACGUCGUCGGAAACUUUUUUAUUCAACCGAACAAUAUCAAACAAUUGUCAACGCUAAGCGAUGUCGAGUUUCAUUAGAAUCAACUUAUCGAUAUAGUUUACAAUUAAACACGACGUAUCUAAUUCGAACGUUGAACGAUGGACAAAUGAUUUUAUUACCAAAAGAACUUUUCGAACGAAUCUCAGAUAAAAGCAUUUUACCAUCAACAGAUUAUUCGCAAGUAUCCGAUGAUGGCGAAGAUUUGGAAACACCCAAAGAGCCUUCACUAUUUCAAUCGAGCAAAACAUCGUAUGCAUCUCACGGAAACGUUGUCACAUGUGUCACUGGAUCUUUUAAUUAA
Adineta ricciae is the source of this 2172-nucleotide messenger RNA. The record is from the annotation of a GenBank genome assembly. NCBI's taxonomy places the organism in Eukaryota, Metazoa, Rotifera, Eurotatoria, Adinetida, Adinetidae.